GCCAACAUGAAGACAGCCUCAGUCUUGCUUCUGGUGGCUUUGAUCGCCGUGGGAAUGAACAUUACCUAUGCUCUGUUUUCUCCCACAAAAUUAGAAAAACCUGGAAAGUGUCCCAAGAAUCCCCCAAGAAGUAUUGGCACUUGUGUUGAAUUAUGCUCAGGAGAUCAAUCGUGCCCCAACAUACAGAAGUGCUGUUCCAAUGGCUGUGGUCAUGUUUGCAAAUCUCCUGUCUUUUAAGUUACUAACAGCGAUGUGGAAUAUGGAUUUGAUCUUCAUAAGCACGACUGAUGGCCAGCCCCAGAAGAUUUCUUCUGAAUCCCUAGAGCCCAUGCUUGGCUCCUCCCUUGUCCUAGAAUUGCAUCCUUGGAAAAGGAAGAUCUAUACUGUGAUGACAGCUUCCUAAUGUGUUUGUGUCCACAAAUAAACUCUCCUUAGCAUUC
Rattus norvegicus (Norway rat) is the source of this 440-nucleotide messenger RNA. It is a transcript of the gene Wfdc18, whose product is annotated as WAP four-disulfide core domain 18. Gene Ontology annotation, cellular component: extracellular region. The transcript has 3 exons. Gene Ontology annotation, molecular function: peptidase inhibitor activity. The record is from RefSeq and is marked validated. The coding region runs from base 7 to 237 and encodes 76 amino acids. NCBI's taxonomy places the organism in Eukaryota, Metazoa, Chordata, Mammalia, Rodentia, Muridae.